Messenger RNA from Chiloscyllium plagiosum (whitespotted bambooshark), 4705 nucleotides. RefSeq names its product centrosomal protein 85L (gene cep85l). The record is from RefSeq and is a predicted model, not a curated record. Gene Ontology annotation, cellular component: centrosome. Lineage: Eukaryota; Metazoa; Chordata; Chondrichthyes; Orectolobiformes; Hemiscylliidae.
GAGAUCACAUCCUAGUAAACCCGCUGGGCUGUCUGUAUCAGUAUAUCGGAGCAGCUCAGGGGUGGGGGGCUGUAUGAUAUCCUCAGGAUUAUAGCUGCAGGAAACUACAAGAAUCUGUUUACUUCACCCUCGGGAGUCACAUCCGUAGAGAAUCCCACAAAAUGGACCUCAAGUAGGACACUGUUUCAAAGAAAUUUUGAGCAACUGAAUUCAGUACUUUUAUGGUCAAUUCGGGAUUACUUUUGGUGUCAUUAUUUAACCCUUCGCGAUGUGGGGCAGAGUAAUUUCGGACUACAAGAGUGGAUUUAUGAACUGCAGCAGACAAACAGGCCCUGAUGUUCCACCUACAGGAUGGGUUCCAGGUUGUGAAGCAGUAUGGAGGGCCCCUACACUCCUGACUAGUGUCCGAAAUAACAGCAACAGAAGAUUCAGCGCUACCUCCGAUAGUGGAGACACUGGAAUAGGCACUUCAAGUUCAGACAGCAUAGAAGACCACUCCAGCUCAAGUGGCAUCUCAUCCUUCAAACCAAACCGAUCUCACAUUACCAUCCCCACAGCCCAUGUCAUGCCUUCCACCUCCAACUCCUCUUCAACUAGACCUGGACAUCAGGACGGAGCUGCCUGCACUAAAUAUAACAUAACCUUGUCACAGUCUGGCAAGCCAAAAAACCUUUCUACACCAAAAACGAUUUUAGAUAUGAAGGAUCCCAGACCUAUCAGGAAAUGGUCAUCACUGUCCAAACUCUGUAGUGCAGAGAAUUGUAACCCUGAGUGUGGGGCUGCUGGGAAUGUGGAUUCAUUAAACAAUAUGGAAGAUCGAUCAAACUACAAUGUGGAGCCAAAUGCAUAUGGAGUAAAUGUGCCAGACAAUUUUACAUAUCAGAAGUUGGAAUGUUUGAGGAGUGAAGACACACAGAGUUGGAGCACAUGUUCCAAAGAACCCACGCAGAACCUCUCUUCAGUUUCUCAUGGAGGAUACAAAUAUGAGAACUUUUGUCGAGGUGCUGGGGACUCUUCUUUUCCAGCUACAACACCCAACAAAAACCACUUAGAUUUCAAGUUCAGUGCCUUACAUGCUGACAAAACGACCUCAGCUGACUGUGAUGCUUCUGGAAAAAGACACAGUUUUAAGUCAUUGGAAAGCCAAUCUGUUCAUGGGACACCAGCCCCAUCAUCCUUGAGGACUCAGUUGUGGCUUAGUGACCAGAUGCAAACCAAUUCUCUUGACCUCAGAUCUGCUGAAGGAUCAUGUGGUUUUCCUGUUUGUCAACAUAAACAGCACCCCGAACAGUUGAAACGAGAAUCUGAUUCAGUCCAGAUGCCCAAUAAGUCACCAUUGCAGGUUUCAUUGGUCUACCCCACCCAGCUAAGCCAGGAUUCAUGUGAAAGGAACUCACAACUGAAGAUGAAAGAGAAUUUACUGAGAAAAAAGGAUAUUGUCAUUGAAAGGCAGAUCAUACCAUACAAAGUGCAUCAGGGUAGCAGAACAGAGUGCAGAAUACAAUGGUACAGCCGCAGACAAGGUGCAGUGAGAAAGCAAUCAACACUAACAUUUGAGAGCCAGGAGCAACAGAUUAUCCGACUUCAGCAAAAAAUACAAGAAAAUGAACUUCGAGCGCAGAGAGCACUUUUGGAACGCUGUGAUCCUGCAUUCAUGAUAAAAACACAGCAUGAAUCCCCAUGUGAGAGUAUGAGACAUAUACACCAUAUAGAAACAUCCAAAGUGAUUGAUUGUGGAAAGAAAAACCUGGAGCAAAAGCUGUCUGCAGCGGAGCUUGAGAUUGUGCAUCUCAAUGAGUGCCUCAGGAAAAACACCCAAAAAUAUUUGGAAGAAGCAAAGAAAAUGGAGGAGAAGGUGAAAGCACGCGAGAAAUAUAUCAGCAGUCUGAAAAAGAAGCUGCAAAAAGAAUCUGAGCAAAGCCAUGAACGACAACAGAGAAUAGAAACCCUAGAAAAGUACCUCGCUGAUCUACCCACCUUGAAUGACUUUCAGAGCCAGAGUCAGCAGCUUAUUUUACUUGAAGAAAAAAAUGAAAAAUUUCAGGAUACGUUCAAAGAUUUGGAGAAAAAGCUAGGGGAGAAUCGAAUCCUUUGCAGAGAGAAGGAGGUGCUUCUGGAGAGUCAGAAGAAAAGGGAAAAGGCCUUAGUUGCCACUGUACAAAGUUUGCAACAGAAAGUAGAGAAGUGCCUAGAAGAUGGAGCUCGGCUUCCCAUGCUGGACAUGAAGCAGCUCCAGUGCGAGAACGACUACCUCAGGAAAAUGUGUGAACAUGCCAACAAGGUCAUUGACAAUCAAGAACAGCAAAUAAAAAAAUGUAACCUGGAGAAACAGGCUUUAGAGGAAAGGCUGACACAAGAAAAGUCUGCCUCGCAGACCUUCCGGAAAGAGCUUGGAGAGACCCAGAGAAAUCUGCAGCUACUGAAGGAACUCAUGGAAGAAUUUUCAUCAAAGAACCAAAGAUUACCAGAAAAUUCAACUUUGGAGGAACAAUCACAAGAAACUGAAGAGCCCAAGCAAAGCUUAGCAGAUGAAACACCAGCCAUUGAAAAGCUACUGAAAGAAAUGUCCUCCUGUCUACGUGACCUACGUGCACUAUGCAAUAUCCUUACUCAGAGAGCACAGGGCAAGGAGCCAAAUCUUUCUUUGUUACUCGGGAUACAAUCACUGCAUUGUUCAGGCGAUGAAGGAGAACAUUCCCAUUGUGGAGAAUUGCUUUCAAAGAAGCUAUCUGAUGUUUGUCAGUUACGGAAAGAUAUUGAUGAAUUAAGGACCAUAAUAUCUGAUCGAUAUGCUCAGGAUAUGGGUGACAACUGUAUAACUCAGUGACAACAUGUUUAUCUUGUAGCAAUAUGAGCACUGACUGUAAUAUUGCUUUGUUACAGUCUCGUGCUCUUCUAAUAGAGAGCCAUAAAACAAAAUUGCAGCUAACAUAUGAAAAAAAUGAGCCAUGAAUGAAGCUUUAUUGUUUUAAUGAAGGAUGUUGUUAUAAAAUAAUAUGGAAUAUAUGAACAUUUGUUUGCAGUUAAGUGUUUCUAAUCUAAAACUACUGAAGAUAGAACCGACCUUCCACACAUAUAAUUUAAAGAUAUUUCCUUUGAUUAUUUUGUUUUGUUAAUUGGAGUCUGGGACUGGAUUUAAUGAAGGCAAAGGAAGUUUCACAAGCCCUACAUUGUCAUCUUUGUGCAAGGUCCACUGAUAAGUGUGACUCAAGCACUUUGCUGGGAUUGAGGACCCAGGUUGGAAUUCUGCCUGGUCAGCCAAUCAAAAGGCAUUGUCAUGGAGUGAGUGCUUCCAUGGCACCAACCCAGGGUAAGGUAGCAGUGCUGAAUCCUAAGGCACACACGAGUGAUGGUAUGGUUGGUGUGACAGGGUGGCAAUCACGGGAGAGAAAAGCAAAGGGCAGUGUGUAUCUGAGCCAUCCCACACUACCCAAUACCAGCUACUUUGAUGCAAUGCCUUUGUAGGAAUUAACAAAGUCCUCUACUUGGAGCCUAGAAGCAACCUCGUACCAGUUCACUUAGUGAUCCCAAAUGAUGAAUCCUCUAGAUGCCUGUAGAUUAAUACCAGUGUCAGCUAGAUAAUGCCCUUAAGGUUGUAUUAAUUACCCACUUAAAUGGAAAUGGGAAGGACCACCACAGAUUCCACUACAAACAAAUAGAGGUGGAAAGAUGACUGAUUCUCACUGCAUCCCUCCCACAAGAUUAAAUUGCAUGCCCAAUUCCCCCAUUACUAAACCUGAGGAGGAGGAGGCAUUAAGUUCUGCCAGUAAUGACAAAACUAAAUAGAUUCAUAUUGAUUGGAAUGCAGUACAUAUUCAAGUCAAUGUGUUUUACUCUAAACUCAAGUUUCAAACUCUCCUAGGACAAACAUCUAGUGUGAAACGUAUCUCUACUGACCACAAAAGUUUAUGAUUUAAUGCUCAGUGCUGGGGAAUUAGGUAUUGUCCAUUAGAUUAGAGGUAUAGACUUUACAUUUUACCUUAGUGCCCUGACCUAAUAAGAAAAAUUAAUCUGUGUUCUGACUGCUGAAUAUUAUUGAGUUGGAAGAUACUUACAUUAAGAUGUUAGGCCUAGCUGUGGUUUCCCUUCUCUUCACCAUAGAUAAUACCUAGUAUCAAAAUUUACAUAUAAAAAUACCGAAUUAGCAGAGAUCCAGUUGUUGGUGGAUGACUAUAUGACAGUCCAAUUGAAUGAUACACCUCCUUCCUGAGAGAAGGGGUGAAACAUUAGAAAAAUUAUUUGACUGGGGAUUGAAAAAUCCCAUUUCUAGUUGAAUGGCUCUUAAUGUGUCCCAUUGGGAUGAUUGUGAGCUGUGAAAAGUAAUAAAAUUGCUGUCUAUUACUGACAAAAUGGAACUUUAGGCAUUUUACAAACGUGGAGCAGUUAUUAUUGUGAGUUCCAAUACUCAGCUGUCAAUUUAGAUUUAUUGGACCGUGUUCAUACUUAAUUGCAUGCCCAAACUCCAUUGUAUGUAAUAUGUGUUCUCAAUAAUUUCAGCCUGGGAAGAUCUCUUUCACCCUAAAACCAAAUUUGUUUUCCUAUUUCAUCAACUUACUCAUGAUCUUUUAAAACCAAAACUGAAUUAUAGGCAAAUUUAUGCUCAAUUCUGGAAGACACUAUAAGCUUAGAGGAGAAGUUGGUGGUGAGAAAAUUAAUCAAUCAGAAAAUAAAACAAUCCAUUUCCAAAACAGAAAUUGCUGGAAAA